Monosiga brevicollis MX1 is the source of this 312-nucleotide messenger RNA. RefSeq lists its product as uncharacterized. Bases 1 to 312 code for a protein of 103 amino acids. The record is from RefSeq and is a predicted model, not a curated record. NCBI's taxonomy places the organism in Eukaryota, Choanoflagellata, Craspedida, Salpingoecidae. The transcript is spliced from 2 exons.
AUGGUGGGCGAAGGGGAGGAGGACGCCGGUAACGGCUCAUUUGAAACAGCAUUGAAGGAGGUGGCGCGAUCCAAGAAAGACAAGAACAGGCACAGAUGCAAACGAUCAACAAAGGAGGAACAAUCGAUCGUUGGCAAGUCAACGGGCUUUAGCAGCAUCCACCACCAGCUGCCGCCUGCGCAGAGGCGCCACCGUCUUCCUCCACCUCAACACGGUGUGGAUCUCGUCGUCGACGCCCAGAGUCCGUGGUACCGUGCUGUGCGAGCAUGGCUGCAAACGUGGCCACGGCAGUGCACGAAAAAUAAGCGGUGA